Messenger RNA from Pseudogymnoascus verrucosus, 2050 nucleotides. RefSeq lists its product as uncharacterized. The record is from RefSeq and is a predicted model, not a curated record. The coding region runs from base 187 to 1809 and encodes 540 amino acids. The transcript has a single exon. NCBI's taxonomy places the organism in Eukaryota, Fungi, Ascomycota, Leotiomycetes, Thelebolales, Thelebolaceae.
GUCGGAGCUUCAGGUUCAGCGCUUUAAUUUUUAAAAGCUCCGUUAUCCUUAUAUGAAGCUCUGUACUUACAGUGACAUACAAACCACUCUUAACUAUGAGGUUAAUAAAUGCCGAAACCUUCGAGCUAGAGGAAGUGUGGAGUGAAAACGAAAAAGCAUAUACAAUUCUCUCGCAUCGAUGGGAAGAUGGUCAGUUUCCAGGACAUGCAAAACCUCGCGUUGGCAUCCAAUAUGAAGGGGUUUGGCAAGAUUCGGAAGUCAUGCGAGCAAGCUGUAAGAGAUGGUUACAGCUAUGUGUGGGUGGAUACGUGCUGUAUAAACAAGGAAAGCAGUGCCGAGCUCAGCGAAGCUAUCAACUCAAUGUUUCGGUGGUAUAAAGCCUCAGCUGUAUGCUACGUGUUUCUCUCCGAUGUCCACACUAUUACGCUUAGUGGCGGUACAAUGAUGCCAGAGAUUGGAUCGAGCAGAUGGUUUACUCGUGGUUGGACUUUACAAGAACUUGUCGCUCCUCAACACGUCGUCUUUUACAGCCAACAGUGGGAGUUUUUGGGCACGAAGCAAACGCUAAGCAAGUUAUUGAGCUCGCAGACUCAUAUAGAUGAGGCUAUACUUAAUGGGGAGUCGCCAUCUAAUCGCACAAUUGCUCAACGCAUGUCAUGGGCAUCUCAUAGAGUCACAACCCGCGUCGAAGACACUGCCUACUGCCUGUUAGGAAUAUUUGACGUCUACAUGCCGAUGCUUUACGGCGAAGGAAAGAGGGCUUUCCUCCGCCUCCAAGAAGAAAUCAUCAAGCGAUCAGAUGACUACACCAUCUUUGCGUGGCCUAUACGUCUCGAUGACCAACCUGGGCUGUUGGCUGAUAGUCCAGCAGCCUUCGCCGAUUGUCAACAUAUUCGGUCUAUAACAACACGCAAAGUCAAUGCACCAUUCUCUAUAACGAAUCGUGGGCUGUCAAUCAAAUUAAUGGCGACCCCCUUUGCACUAGACACAUACGUUGUGGCGCUGAACUGUGUAAAUGGCCAGUUAGUAACAGACGGUAGCCCUGUUGGCAGUUACCGCCUUGGGAUAUUCCUUAGGAGACUAAAUGAAGACGAUCAGUAUGCACGAGUUAAUCAGAACGGCAAUACCUUUGUUCAACUGAAAGCCUUGGCCUGGGAUCAAGAAGUAUUAAAACAUCUGAACACCAAGCGACCAGCUCAAGAAAUUGAAAUUAAUGUACGGCAACAAGUUGCCGAAACCGAUAAAAAUGUCUACAAAGACCGCAUUAACGGCUUUCACAUUUUCAGCGAGUUCCUAGAACCACCCGCAGACGGAAGGGAUCAUUUCAGCAUCUCUGCGUUCAGCUGGCAUCCAGAGGAGCGAAUCGUGGUGGUUAUGAAGCCUGGGGAUUUCGGCACUAUGGGCUUCCUAGACUUCGGUGUCCAAGGUCGCAACUUCAAAUGCAUCAGGAUUGGGUUCGAUUUCGACCAUAACCCAGUUUGUUUUAUUGCCACGCAAAAGGGGUUUAAAGACACGCAUUUUCCACGUUUGACUGAUGUCCCCCAAUGGACGGACGAGGUUGCAGGAAUACAUAAGCGGACGCCUUUUGACAAAUUUGCCUGGAGUAAAGUAUUCAAUUGGCUUGCUCACGAAGUGGAACGUCACCCGGGUCUCUGGGCUAUAAAAGGGGAUCGCAUCCGUGGAGUUAAUGUGGAGAUUCAUAACCUUGUUUCUCUUCAAAUUAUACGAGGAGAGUUUCAGAACAAGUUAGUGUGGAAUCUGUAUCUUCGUGAUAUAGAGGUUACAGGGAAAGUUCGUCCAAAACCCUGACCUAUAGAAGGGUGAGAUUGCGUAGACUACCUAGUCUACUAGAAUUUUAGAAUCGUGAGCUUCUCGGCCUUUGGCUGGCCACUACGCAUGAACCACUUCAUUCAUUCGCAUGCCGCCAAUAUGGCCCUGCAGAGCCCUUGGACUUUAUAAAGGCACUGUACAAAAAAGCGUUAAUGGUGGCCUCUCAUGAGUAGAAGUGCGUUAACAAUAGCAACUUUAGUUAUAAACUUCAAGAACCCCC